Messenger RNA from Letharia lupina, 1893 nucleotides. RefSeq lists its product as uncharacterized. The record is from RefSeq and is a predicted model, not a curated record. The transcript has 4 exons. Bases 1 to 1893 code for a protein of 630 amino acids. Gene Ontology annotation, molecular function: oxidoreductase activity, acting on NAD(P)H. NCBI's taxonomy places the organism in Eukaryota, Fungi, Ascomycota, Lecanoromycetes, Lecanorales, Parmeliaceae.
AUGAACGGACACGUAUCUAGUGCGCGCCUUGACGGCAAAAUUGCAAUUGUGACUGGUGCUGGUAGAGGGAUAGGGGCAGGCAUUGCGCGGGAACUGGGGGCCAGAGGGGCCAGCGUGGUUGUCAACUACCGCAGCAGCGCUGAGAUCGCCCAGUCACUGGCAAACGAAAUCAAGGCCGGUGGCAGCGACUCCAUCGCCAUCCAAGGAGACGUUUCCAAGAUCGAGGACAUCAAGAGUCUGUUCCAACAGACCAAAGCGCACUUCAACCGGGUGGACAUUGUCGUUUCUAACUCUGGCGUUGAGCAUUUUGGCCCUAUCGACCAGGUCACGCCGGACGCUUUCGACAAGGUUUUCAACGUCAACACGCGCGGCCAGUUCUUCGUUGGCCAAGCCGCCUAUGAGCAUCUGGCGGACAACGGGCGUCUGAUCCUCACGUCCUCCAUUUCGGCGCACAGCCCUAUCAAGCAGCACGCCCUCUACGCCGGGAGCAAGUGCGCGGUCGAAGCUUUCGCUCGAUGCUUUGCGCCCGAUUUUGGCCCCCGAGGGAUCACGGUCAACUCGAUCGCGCCCGGGGGGGUCAAGACGGACAUGGCCGCUGAUGUGGGAUUCAAGUACAUUCCCACGGCCGACGCGUCAUGGACGGUGGACGACGUUGAGAAGUUCAUUGCAUCGAGGACACCAAUGGGGCGGAUGGCGUAUCCCGUGGACAUUGCUCGCGUGGUGGGAUUCCUUGCAAGUGAGGAUGCGGGAUGGAUAAGCGGACAAAACUUGACCAUCUCUGGAGGAGUAUCCCCAGAAAGCCGUCUAUGCCUAGAAGACUCCACGACACAUGCAAGUGUUGCUGGCGUCAUGGCAAAUCAAGCUGCCUGGAUCCCCGCUGCAGAAGCAGACUUGGUGCUCCAAGACGGCACUGACAUUCCUACGCCUGGCCAAGGCGAGGUCCUGGUCAAGGUCAAAUGCAUAGCUUUCAGUCCCAUCGAGGCCAAGAUUCAGAAAUUCGGCACUCACCCUAUCCCUUACCCAUCAAUCCUCGGUACUUCCUUCGCCGGCAUCAUUGAAUCUGUGCCCCCUUCCACCACAGUCUUCAAACCGGGCGACAACAUUGCCGUCAUCCGUACCGGCGCCCACCAAGGCGACCCCCGCUUCGGCGCUUUCCAGAAAUUCGCCCUCGCCGAUAGUUCCUCCGUCUCCAAACUCCAUCCGUCGACCCCCCUCCCCGCUGCCGCGGCUUCAAUCCUGAACCUCGCCGCCGUCGUCUCCGCCCUGAGCAUCCACCUCGGCCUCUCACGCCCUCCCCUCUCCGGUCCUCCCCCUCCAGCCAAUACCAAUAAGAAAGUCCUCAUCUACGGCGGCUCGAGCUCCUGCGGCGGCUUUGCCGUCAAAUACGCCGUCACGGCCGGCUACACCGUCGUCACCACCUCCUCUCCCGCAAACCAUGCCUUCGUGGCUUCCCUCGCCCCAGCCCACAUCAUCGACCACACCCUGCCGGCGGCGAAAAUCGUGUCCGCCAUCCGCACCCAAGGCCCAUAUGCCGCAAUCUUCGACACCAUCGGGCUUCCCCCCUGCACCGACAUCCUCGUCGAGUACCUCUCCUCCGUGGGCGGCGGGGCAUACAACACUCUGAUCCCGCUCGAGGGCCCGGAGAAGCCCAUCCCGGAGAACGUAGAGAGGAAGUUCGCGGCGUACAGUUGGGCGUUGGACGAGCCGAAGCAUGCCGAGAUCAGGGAAUGGUUCUACGAUGAGUAUCUGCCCCAGGGAUUGGAGAGCGGGUUGGUGGUGCCGACGAGGCAGCAUGCGGUGGAGGGGGGGUUGGGCGAGGCGCAGGGGGUUUUGGAUUUGAUCAUGAAGGGGGGUGUGAGUGGGCAUAAGUUGGUGAUGGAUCCGUGGGCGUGA